This is a messenger RNA of Ornithodoros turicata, 692 nucleotides long. RefSeq lists its product as uncharacterized. The transcript has 3 exons. NCBI's taxonomy places the organism in Eukaryota, Metazoa, Arthropoda, Arachnida, Ixodida, Argasidae. The record is from RefSeq and is a predicted model, not a curated record. Gene Ontology annotation, biological process: negative regulation of smoothened signaling pathway. Bases 151 to 654 code for a protein of 167 amino acids. Gene Ontology annotation, cellular component: Golgi apparatus; ciliary membrane.
CAUUCCCUACCCCUUAACAAACAAACAAACAGCCCAUCAGCCAUGGCCAUGGUGUCAGCCCUUUCUGAAAAGGCGGAUUCAAGCCCAGCAUGCAAAAUGACAGUUUACUUGGAAGCCCACGAACAACGAGGAAUUUAGGAAUGAUCCCAAAUGGAUAAGUUAACCGCGAUAUCUGGUACAUUAUUCUUUGGAGCUAAUGUCUUCGCGAUUAUCAGCCUUGUGCUUCCAGACUGGAUCGUCUCCGAUGUCGGAGGAUCCUUGCGCCUGGGCCUAUUACAGACGUGCGUGAGUGGUGGUUCCCGGCGUACAGCCUGUUUCCCACCACGAUUGCAACCGGAGUGGCUGUUAACGCUCGUCUGCAUUCUAGUGGGCUGCAUCUGCGUCACUGCAGCCACAGUUCUCCUUGCAUUAUCACGAUGGAGUGUUCGGGUGCUACCGUACGCCCGCUGGAUGGGCUUUUCUGCCAUGCUGCUGUUCUGCCUGGCCGCGGUGAUUUUUCCCAUUGGGUUCACCAUGGACGAGAUCGGAGGGGAGCCGUACCAGCUUCCCAGCAGUCACCAAGUGGGACUCUCUUACAUAUUCUUUGUGCUCGCCCUCUGGAUCACAGUCAUCUCGGAGCUCUUUGCGGGAAAGGUGUGCAUGCCCCACUUCUGAACACGAGAACCGCAAUAAAACUUUGCAGUUGAGAAAUA